AUGACCGAGUCCAAUGGCGCCGUCCCCAACGGCUGCCCGUUCCAAGACUCGCGCCGCCUCUUCCGAGAUCUCAAGGAGCACCGCUCGAUCCACCAAAUCCAAUUUAGUGAUAUUCUUGGUGGCUAUGUCGUGACUCGAUAUGAUGAUAUCGUCUACGCCCUGGAUCAUCCCGAACUUUUCGCUUCCAAGGGAGUCACGGUUCCCGAAUUCCCAGAACCCGUCCAACCAAUCUUUGCCAAUCGAGUCCCCCCAGGUGGCACCCUUUUAGGUUGGGACAACCCGGACCAUGAUCGCUUGCGAACCAGCGUAAAUGGCUUCUUUUUGCCUCGGAGACUGGCCGGAUUCCAACCACUGAUGCGAUCAUUGGCGAAUGAGCUGAUCGACCAAUUCAUCAUGAAGGGCGAGAUGGAACUGAAGUCGACCUUUGCGAUGCCGCUCCCAUUGAAGACGAUCAUCACCAUGGCCGGGUUAGAUCCCGCACGAAUGGAGUGGAUCGGUCGAUCUCUUGCCUUAUUUGGAGGUAUCGUAGGAGGGAGUAUGUCCGUUGAGCAGCAAGUCAAAGACGUCUUGGAUUUGCACGACUAUGUCGCCCAGGUGAUACGGGAGCGCAAAACUGAUCGCCGCAACGACCUGAUCAGCCAUAUCUGGGACCAAAGAGACGCCAACGUGGUGGAGAUGACCGAUCUCGAGCACCUGGCCAUGAUUCCUGGCUUGCUACUCGCAGGACACGAGACAACGACCAGCGUUCUUUCCAUGGGACUGUCUCAUCUAUUACACAAUGGACUGUGGCACGCCGCAAAUGAGAGUGAUAAAUCUCGCAUAGACACCAUUGAGGAGCUGCUCCGCUACGAAUCAGCCAUCACGGGGAUGUUCCGUUUGGUCACAAAGAAAGUCACACUUGGAUCCAGGGAUCUCGAACCGGGAGAUAAGGUUUUCUUAGCCUACAACUCGGCCAGCAGAGACGGCUCUGUCUUUGAGUGUCCUGCUCAGCUUCAACCAAAGAGAACUUUCACUCGGCAACAUCUUGGCUUUGGCCGUGGAAUCCAUGCCUGUCUCGGGGCUCCUCUUGCUCGGCUCUUACUGAGGACGGAAUUUGAGAUUCUAUAUGAGCGUCUUCCUAAUUUGAGACUCGUGACACCAUACGAGAAGAUCCACUACGAAAAGGUUGGACCCUCUCGUAGUAUUGAAGGCGUGGUUGUUGCAUGGGACCCGCCCCUGACCUCCCCCCCGCGGCCUUUGCCCCAGGGAUCCAGUACCGAAAUGGCCAGCAGUAUCACGCAGAAUAUUUCGGCUAAGGUGCAGCGGCUCUUACCCCUGACGUCCGAAGUUUUAGAGGUGACCAUACGCUCGGACGUACCAGACAAGCUGCCUGAAUGGACGCCCGGUUCGCAUAUCGAUAUCCUGAGUCAAUACGGGUAUCGACAAUACUCUCUGUGCUCCGAUUCAGCCGACAAUUCUUCAUGGAAGAUUGCAAUCCUGAAAGAAGAGGAUGGGUCUGGUGGAUCAAAAUGGCUUCAUGAGAACCUUCGCGAAGGAAUGGACGUGACCGUUCGUCGCCCCAAAAAUCACUUCCGCCUUACCAAGGGUCCGCGUUAUAUCUUCCUCGCAGGAGAAUUGGUAUCACGCCACUGA
Molecule: messenger RNA, 1632 nt
Organism: Penicillium brasilianum
Lineage: Eukaryota; Fungi; Ascomycota; Eurotiomycetes; Eurotiales; Aspergillaceae
Source: the annotation of a GenBank genome assembly